This is a messenger RNA of Drosophila elegans, 817 nucleotides long. Its product is annotated as heterochromatin protein 1-like. Gene Ontology annotation, biological process: chromatin organization; negative regulation of transcription by RNA polymerase II. Lineage: Eukaryota; Metazoa; Arthropoda; Insecta; Diptera; Drosophilidae. Bases 107 to 760 code for a protein of 217 amino acids. Gene Ontology annotation, cellular component: nucleus; pericentric heterochromatin. The record is from RefSeq and is a predicted model, not a curated record. The transcript is spliced from 4 exons. Gene Ontology annotation, molecular function: chromatin binding.
AUUUGAAUUUGUUUAAGUAAAACCAACUCAAAGGUUGCAUGUGCUAGUGUGCGUUUGGCUGCGCCAAUUUUUUUUACCCGUGCUAAGUUUUUAAAGUACAAACAAAAUGGGAGAGAAAUCCGACAAUCCUAAGAGUUUCGGCAAGGGUUUCGAUGGCGAGGAGAAGGAGGUGUUCACAGUGGAGAAGAUCAUCGAUCAGCGGGUCCGCAAGGGCAAAGUGGAGUACUACCUCAAGUGGAAGGGCUACGCCGAAACAGAGAACACCUGGGAGCCCGAGAGCAAUCUCUACUGCCAGGACCUCAUCCAGCAGUAUAAGCUGGGCCACAAGGACGAGCAAAAGGACCAACCCAACAGCAGUGCCAAAACCCAGGAAACUCCUGAACGCGUUAGCACAUCGUCGGCCACUACGAGCAAGAGAAAGUCGGAGGAACCAACAGAGGUGGACCAGGAAAGCACUGAUUUCGUGCCAACCGGCUCUACCGGAUUCGACCGUGGUCUGGAGGCCGAAAAAAUUCUGGGCGCCUCGGACAACGGUUGCCUGACAUUCCUAAUACAGUUCAAAGGAGAGGACCAGGCAGAAAUGGUGCCCUCUUCAGUGGCCAACCUGAAAAUCCCGCAGAUGGUGAUCCACUUCUACGAGGAGCACCUAACCUUUUACAACGAGAAUGAGGCUAAGCCUGUUCAUUUACCCAGCGAAGAAAACAACAACGUAGACGUAUCUCAGGCUUUCGAGCAGGCAAUUGAAAAUGAAGCCUCGUAAAACCUUUAUAUUUCUGUCCAGGAUUCAUGUUUGUGUUUGUGAUUACAAUUUUCAAUG